CGCCAUUCAGUUUGUAACAGUGGGACUGCGCUAACGCACCAUGGGGAGCGUACACGUUAGUAAAGUGAUAUUAUACGUUUUAAACGUAAUAAACGCCGUUCUAGGAGUGGCCAUCGCAUCAGCAUCCAUAUGGUUCUUCUGCGAAGUCCAUGACUUUACAACUUUGAGGAACUCCAACCAUUACCUUCUGGAUUACACCGUAUACUGGCCACAAGCGAUCCCAUGGCUGUUUUUCUUCGUAUCCCUCUUCGUGUUGGGAGUAUGCGCCUGCGGAUUCACCAGCGCCAAGAAGAAGUCCAGAGGAUUGUUGACGAUGUACAUAACUGCUCUAGCGAUUGUGGUGUUAAUUUUAAUCGCGGCUUCAGUAGUAGCCCUAGUGUUCGCAGACAAUAAGAGCACAGACGAUUUCGUGAAGGACACGGUAUGGGAUGUAUACUUCCAGACGAAAACUGACAAUGAUGUGGCGGCAGCGUUCGGCGAGAUUGAAAAGAAACUCCACUGCUGCGGCGCCGACAGUCCAAGGGAUUACAAGAACUGGAAGAAUGAGUUCCCUAAGUCCUGCUGCGACGUGUUCUACCAUGGCUGGUUGGACCCGUACUCGAUCGACUGCGAUUUCACCAACAAACUCGCCAACGAACGUCACGGCUGUUCUACAGUUGCUGCGCAAUACGCCAGAAUUGUCAUCAAGGUGCUGUCAGGAGCAGCCAUCUUUACUGCAAUCAUCUGCAUACUGUGUCUGGUGGUUGCCGUGACGCUGUCGAAGGCCCUAGCGAAGAGGAGAAGACCACCACCCCAGAACGAAUCGGAGAGCAAAAAGGUGCUAUUGGUCAAAAUGAAGGAGGAUCUAGCAAAGGGUGUGUUGUAUGUUGUGAAUGUGUUGUACGCAAUAUUCGGAUUGGCCUCCGCGGCAACUGGGAUAUGGUUUUUCGUGCAGCUGUCAGAAUUCGUCGCGUUGAGGAACAGCAACCACUAUCUCUUGGACUACCGCGUCUACUGGCCACAAGUCGCGCCAUGGUUCUUCAUCAUCCUCGGAGUCUCCAUGAUGGUAGUGUCCUUCUGCGGCUGGUGCGGUGCCAACCAGGAGAGCAGAGGUCUGCUGGGGAUGUACGGCAUCUUCCUCAUCUUAAUCAUCCUGCUCCAAGCCAUUACUGCAACCCUGAUCUUUGUUUACGUCGAUGGUGAGGAUACCGACCGAUUUAUAAAAGAUACGGUUUACGACGGGUACUACAACUCGCAGUCCAAUCCUGAUGUGUUCAAGUCCUUUGGCAGGAUUGAGAGGAAGCUGAAAUGCUGCGGAGCGAACGACGCGAGAGACUACAGGAGUUGGAGAAACGACCUCCCUCUGACCUGCUGUCUUGACAGCUACUACAGAGCCACCUGCGAUUUCACCGAUAAGGAGGCAAACGAAAGACUUGGAUGUGCGAAGGUGGCUUCUGUGUAUACCAAGAUCAUAUCUUCUUCAGUCGCUGGUGCAUCUCUUAUCAUCUCUCUACUAGAGAUUGCUGGUGUUAUCCUAGCUUGGAAACUCUUCAACAAUCUGGGAGAAGUGGAGCAUUAUAUUACUGAGAGAAAGGAAGGAGAAACUGAGUGCUAAGGUCAGUCAUGCAUUUUCGGUGCUAAUAAUAUUGCUAAACGGCCAUAUUGGAUUUGCCGCCAUUGCUGAUGCAUCUUGGCGGUAUACCACCGACGGGUAUAUUCGGUUCCUUGGCAAAAGAACCCAGAAACCAUACCCCGUAGCUUAGUUACCAUAUUGAUAAGAAGUUAAAUCGGUAUUUAAUUGAUGUAUGUUUAUAUGUACUCUGUGAGCCUGGUACUAUUAAGUUUAGACUGUUAAUUGUAGCUCCGCGCGACUUAUGCAAUCCUGGUAUUUCAAUCCCCAUUUGCUCUUACAUUU
Aricia agestis (brown argus) is the source of this 1894-nucleotide messenger RNA. RefSeq lists its product as uncharacterized. The transcript has 2 exons. Bases 41 to 1594 code for a protein of 517 amino acids. NCBI's taxonomy places the organism in Eukaryota, Metazoa, Arthropoda, Insecta, Lepidoptera, Lycaenidae. The record is from RefSeq and is a predicted model, not a curated record. Gene Ontology annotation, cellular component: membrane.